This is a messenger RNA of Micropterus salmoides (largemouth bass), 1341 nucleotides long. Its product is annotated as 5-hydroxytryptamine receptor 2A-like. NCBI's taxonomy places the organism in Eukaryota, Metazoa, Chordata, Actinopteri, Centrarchiformes, Centrarchidae. The record is from RefSeq and is a predicted model, not a curated record. Gene Ontology annotation, biological process: G protein-coupled receptor signaling pathway, coupled to cyclic nucleotide second messenger; chemical synaptic transmission. Gene Ontology annotation, cellular component: membrane; dendrite. Gene Ontology annotation, molecular function: G protein-coupled serotonin receptor activity; neurotransmitter receptor activity.
AACAUUGCUCAGCCAGCUUUGUAAUCUUCUCCCACACAAACAACCUCAAAUCUUUACCUGAAUCACAGAGAUUGUUCUGGGUUUGUAGUUUUCUUCUCAUCAUCUCUGCUGUUUGCUUCCUCUCUGCAGGGAUCUCCAUGCCCAUUCCUGUGCUGGGACUCAGAGACCACUCCAAGGUCUUCAAAGAUGGCAGCUGCCUGCUGACAGAUAACAACUUCGUGCUGGUUGGGUCCUUCGUGGCCUUCUUCGUGCCCCUCACCAUCAUGGUCGUCACCUACUUCCUGACCAUCAACGCCCUGCAGAACGAAGCCACCCUCUGCUUAGACCAGCGUCCACGGCCCAAAUGGAGCACGACAUUCACUUUGAGCUUCUUACCGCAAACCUCGCUGUCCUCUGAGAAACUCUUCAGACGUUCAAUAAGCCGUGAGGCAGGUGGCAGAGGAAGCAGCGGAGGUCUGGGAGGCGCCCGCGGGAGUGUCUCCGGCUCGCUGUUUGGUCGCCGCACCAUGCAGUCAAUCAGCAACGAGCAGAAGGCGUCUAAGGUCCUCGUGGUGUUUUUUCUCUUUGUGGUCAUGUGGUGCCCGUUUUUCAUUACCAAUGUGCUGGUGGUGGUGUGUGACCCGGCGACGUGUGACGCAGGACUCAUGGGAGGCCUGCUGAACGUUUUCGUCUGGGUGGGAUACUUGUCGUCCGCAGUCAAUCCAUUGGUCUACACACUUUUUAAUAAAACAUACCGAGCGGCAUUCCUGCGCUACGUUCGCUGCCAGUACCAGUCAGAGAAGAAGCCUCUUCAGCUCAUACUGGUUAACACUAUCCCGCCGAUGGCUUACAACUCAACCCAGCUGCCCCUGGGCGACAUCGGGAAGUUACGAAACGGAGCGAUGCACUCUAGUGGCACAGUGAAGGACUUCUCUUUACCUGGACAGGAAACGGAGAAGUGUAGGCUGGACAAGAGUCAUAGUGACGGGGAUGAGAGCUGUGUGUGAGCACGUCCGAGACUGUAAUAAAAAACCCUGCUUCAAAACUUUUAACUUCUGUGGUCACAUCAUACUUGGGAGCGAAGGGUUUGUGGUUUAAAGUCAAAGUACCAAAGACAAAGUGCCUCCCAGUCAGGAUUUUAGAAAAACUUACCCAACCUCUAAAGAAAUAGAAAAUAUCCGACUUCUGAUCCAUGUCCCAUCAACAGGGUCUGGAUCAGCUGAAUCAAGUUUGUGAGUUCCUUAUUACAACAAAAACACCUUUUGAUACACCUUACUCAAACACAAAAUCAGUCAGUCCUUGUUCCAUGGCUUAAAAUCUCUACUGUCUUUGGUCUCAGUGCUGUUUCAGAGCCUCUGCUAC